Messenger RNA from Nicotiana attenuata, 4391 nucleotides. RefSeq names its product probable LRR receptor-like serine/threonine-protein kinase At4g20940. Gene Ontology annotation, molecular function: ATP binding; protein kinase activity; protein binding. Bases 1235 to 4165 code for a protein of 976 amino acids. The transcript has 4 exons. Gene Ontology annotation, biological process: protein phosphorylation. NCBI's taxonomy places the organism in Eukaryota, Viridiplantae, Streptophyta, Magnoliopsida, Solanales, Solanaceae. The record is from RefSeq and is a predicted model, not a curated record.
AGAGUAGGGAAAAUGAAAGUGAAACAAAUAGUGUAAGAAAAAUUGACAUUCUUAGGGAAUCAAGGUGGGGAGUAGUAACCCCAUUGGAUCAAAACUUGUCAUCUUCCACAAUACUUAAAUGGACUUUUUUGCAACUUUUGCAGUAACUGACCACUGACCCCAUCCACCCUCCCAUGGCCUCUGCACUUCUUGCUUUGGGACCACAAUUUUUUUUUUUUUUUUUUUAAUAUACUACUUCUGUUUUUCCCAACUCUCUCUUCUUGUCUUGAUAUUGUAAAAAAGAAUGAAGUCAAAAACUUCUACAGCUCAUCUUUAUUUCCACUGUUACACUUCCCUAAACACUCUCUUCCCAACCCACCAAUUCUUUAUACAAAAUGUGAAGAUUAGAUUUGGAACAAAAAGAAAUAGUUUCUUUGUUUGUUGUAUCUUUUUCAUUCACCUAACCCCUUUUGCUCUGAUCUAUUUUUUUUGCUCUCAAAGCACAUAUCUUUUGCUACAUUAAAGUUUGGUUUUUUCUUUUAAAGUUGUGUCCUUUUCAUCUUUCCUGUUCACAGGACAUUCCAUUACUGCACCACUCUGUAGUAUCAUUCUUAAAAGUUUUGGUCAAAAGACUCAAAAUUGUAUCUAAAUAGGAGGUAUUUUGUGCAUUACUACUUAUUCUUUCUUAGCUACAACUCAUUAGUAUGGCCAAAUUAGUUAUCAACUCAUUGUUUUGACAGAGUUCAUUUGACUAAAUAAAACCCCUUUUGACUUGCUUUUGAUAUAGUGAAAUGUAGGGUCUCCUACUUUGAUUUUGAUGUUUUGGUUAUUGCCUUAUUGGUGAGUGAAUUUAAUGUGGCAACUUGCAUUUGGACAUUUUUGUGUUAAACCUAUUGAAUAUUAUAGUUUCUUGGAAGUUCACCACACUGUUCAACUGAUCUACUCUCUUUAUUGGACUUCAAUGAUUCUUGUGGUUAGUGUUUACCUAGGAUUAUACUAUCUUACUUCACUUGCAUAAUGAUUAGUGAUAAUAAUUGCUGUUGUAUUAAGGAUUUGCUAAUUGAUUUUUUGGAAUUCUUGAAAUGAUUGGGCAAUCAUAGCAUCUCAGCUUUCCUCAGUUUUUCCUACUUCCUGUUUCUUGUCUACUUUCUUGUCCCAUUCUGGCUUCUUAAUUAGCUUGUCAAAAUGCUGUUUUUCUCUUCUUAGUUCAGUAUUGUAUAUAACUCUCUCCCACUCUCCCACUGGUUUUUGAGGAAUGCAGUCUGCCAUUUGUUUGGUGCUGCUAUUUUUAGUUGAGUCAGUUAAAGGAAGCUUAGAUUUGGAUGUUCUUUUGGAGCUUAAGAAGGGAGUUCUAAAAGACCCUUUAGGGAAAGUCCUUUCUUCAUGGGAUUCUAAGUCAUUAGGACCAAAUGGGUGCCCCCAAAAUUGGUAUGGUAUCAGUUGCAAUGAUGGUCAUGUCACUUCAAUUGAACUAAAUGAUGUUGGUUUAGUUGGAGCUUUGGAUUUUGCAGCUAUUGCUGGCCUAAAAUUGCUGCAGAAUUUGUCAGUUGCAAAUAACCAGUUGAGUGGGAAAAUUACUAAGGAAGUUGGUUUGAUUGUUUCAUUGGAAUACUUGGAUCUUUCCAAGAACCUGUUUAGUGGCUCUAUACCCUCUGAGCUGACUAGUUUGAAGAACUUGGUGUCUCUUAAUCUUUCUAUAAACAGCCUCGACGGGAUGGUUCCGUCUGGUUUUGCUAGUCUUGAGAAAUUGAAGUAUCUGGAUUUGCACUCUAAUGCCUUCUCAAGUGAUAUUAUGCUGUUGUUGGCCUCAUUGGGCGAUGUAGAGUAUGUCGAUCUCAGUAGCAACAAGUUUAUUGGAUCACUAGACCUGCAAGUAGGAAAUUCGAGCUUCGUCUCGUCGAUUCGAUACUUGAACAUUAGUUAUAAUAACCUGGCUGGAGAGCUCUUUCCUCAUGAUGGAAUGCCAUACUUUGAUGGCUUAGAGGUGUUUGAUGCAAGUAACAAUCAGCUUACUGGUACUAUUCCAUCCUUCAAUUUUGUAGUUUCUCUUCGAAUUCUUAGGCUCGGGAACAAUCAGUUGUCUGGAUCACUACCUGAAGCUCUUCUGGAGGAAAGCUCAAUGAUCUUAUCAGAGUUGGACCUGAGCCAGAAUCGGCUUGCAGGUCCCAUCGCAGGUAUAAGUGCCGUGAAUCUCAAGCUUCUAAAUUUAUCCUACAACCAGCUGUCAGGCCCCUUGCCUGUAAAGGUUGGGCGUUGUGCCAUCAUAGACAUGAGCAACAAUCUGCUAACUGGAAAAGUUUCCCGGAUCCAAGGUUGGGGAAAUUACGCUGAAGUUAUUGUGUUAAGCUCAAACAGUUUGACGGGAACCUUUCCCAACCAAACUUCCCAGUUCUUGAGGCUUACUUCGUUAAAGAUUUCAAACAACUCACUUGAAGGUGUAUUACCAGCUAUUUUAGGUACAUACCCCGAACUGAAAAUGAUUGAUCUUAGCAUUAACCAACUUGGUGGUACUCUCCUUCCCAGCCUUUUCAACUCUAGCAGAUUGACUGAUAUUAACGUGUCUUUCAACAAAUUUACUGGCAGUUUACCUAUAGUGGCAUUCAACUCAGAGAACUUAAGCUUGAUUUCUCUAGAUCUUUCACAUAAUGAAUUAUCUGGUCUUUUGCCUCCGGGACUGGACAAGUUCCCGGACAUGGUAUAUCUGGAUAUCUCUAAUAAUGACUUUGAAGGUGGCCUUCCUAAUGACCUCUCUGACAAAUUGGAAUAUUUCAAUGUAUCUAAUAACAAUCUUUCUGGAACGGUUCCGAAAAAUUUAUGGAGGUUUCCCAUCUCCUCAUUCCAUCCAGGGAAUCCCUUGCUUGUACUGCCAAAGCAGGUCGAAGCUCCGUCAGAGGGAGAUUCCACUUUGAACUUGAGAAGUCAUGGUCCUCGCAUGAAAUCCACCAUCAGGGCUGCCCUUAUUGCUGGUCUGGUCUGUAGUGUAUCUGUCAUAGCUUUGUUGACAUUAGUAAUCUACCGCAAGGCCCAUCUACGAGAUGGUGGAAAGGACGAUACCAAAGUAACUAAGGGUAAAAAAGGUUUGUCUUUAUCCGAUAUAGAAAGCGGACAUGACACAAGAGAUCAAGGGAUGCCAGUGUCAACAGUUCAAAAUGAGCUGAUAUCUUCUUCUAUAUCUGUUUUGUCAUCUGCCAAUCUAUCACCUUCUAAGGUUCAAGAUCAAUCCAAAAGCCCCAACUCUCUCAGGGUUUCUUCCCCUGAUAAACUGGCUGGAGAUUUGCAUCUAUUAGAUAACUCCUUGAAGUUCACUGCGGAACAAUUAUCGUGUGCUCCUGCAGAAGCUGUAGGCAGAAGUUGUCACGGAACAUUGUAUAAAGCUACACUUGGUUCAGGCCAAGAAUUUGCUGUCAAAUGGCUUAAGGAAGGGAUAGUGAAAGGCAAAAAGGAAUUUGCUAGAGAAGCUAAGAAACUGGGGAGUAUUAGGCAUCCAAAUUUAGUUUCUCUUCAGGGUUACUACUGGGGUCCCAAAGAGCACGAGAGGCUUCUCAUAUCGAAUUACAUCAAUGCACCAUGUUUAGCUCUCUAUCUUCUUGGUAAAGAUGCAGACUCCUAUAAGCUACAACCGUUGUCUCUUGAGGAGCGGCUCAAGGUCUCUAUAGAUGUAGCUCGUUGUCUAAACUACCUUCACCAUGAAAGUGCCAUACCUCAUGGCAACCUGAAAUCCACAAAUGUACUAAUAGAAACGCCUAACGUGAAUGCCCUCCUUACUGAUUAUAGUCUUCAUCGGUUAAUGACAUCAGCUGGAACAGCAGAACAAGUACUAAAUGCCGGAGCACUUGGUUAUCGGCCUCCUGAAUUUGCAAGUACAAGUAAACCUUGUCCAUCAUUGAAAAGUGAUGUUUAUGCAUUCGGGGUUAUCUUGUUGGAACUUUUGACUGGAAGAAGUUCUGCAGAAAUUGUUCCUGGAAAUUCAGAAGUGCUGGAUUUAACAGAAUGGGUGAGAUUAUUGGCCAUCAAAAACCGUUCAAUCGAGUGUUUUGAUCCGUUUUUAUUGGGAAAAGAGAGCAACGAAGGCGUGCAUGCGAUUCUUGAUAGCAUGCUUCAGGUUGCUCUGAAGUGUAUUUUGCCAGCUGAUGAUAGACCUGAUAUGAGAAUGGUUUUUGAGGAUCUUUGUUCAAUAGUACAAUAACACAAGGGGUGAGGUAGAUAAUUUGUUCUAUUUAAUUGUUUAGACCAAUUCAUUUGUGAAUUAGCACAUUAAGUGAUGAAUGAAGAAUCUGUAUUCUCCACAUAUUGGCAAGAAAUAAAAAUUUCUUGUACAUAAGCUGCUAAUCAUUUUAAUGAACCUUGUAACCUAGUGGUGCCAGAAUCACAUUCAUCUUCUGUUUGAUAAAAGAAUUUUGUUACCAAAGCUG